This is a messenger RNA of Fusarium graminearum PH-1, 462 nucleotides long. RefSeq lists its product as uncharacterized. The coding region runs from base 1 to 462 and encodes 153 amino acids. The transcript has 3 exons. The record is from RefSeq and is a predicted model, not a curated record. NCBI's taxonomy places the organism in Eukaryota, Fungi, Ascomycota, Sordariomycetes, Hypocreales, Nectriaceae.
AUGGCGCUGCCCCGUAAAGCGGCUGGCGUUCGCCCUAACAUCAACCUCAACCUAUUGGAUCCAGGGCGUGCUUCAACCUUUUCUGACCAGAGUCAGGUCAGGAAGUCAGGAACUCGCCCGGCAUGGCUGCUAACUAAAUCAGAGGACCCUGGAUCAGUCACGGAGCCGCUGUCUCAUAUUCCCACAUCAUUUCUUCUUGGUCUAGCUAACGAGCAUUCUAGCGCUGCUACUGACUCCAUUUCCUGGCAAGAUGCUCCAGCCCUUGUCGUUGAACCACCUGAUGGGGGAUGCGAGAUGGCGCAUGAGUCUUGGACACUGGCUGAACUCGUCAUUGAGCUGGAACUAACCAACCACGGUAUUUCAGGCCUGAUGAUCGACACAACUACCCGAGAAAAGCGAUUCCAGGGUCCUGCGGGUUUGAUCUUAUCGACGCCAUGGUCAGUGCUAAACCCCAGCUUAUGA